This is a messenger RNA of Anopheles maculipalpis, 670 nucleotides long. RefSeq names its product mitochondrial import inner membrane translocase subunit Tim22. Lineage: Eukaryota; Metazoa; Arthropoda; Insecta; Diptera; Culicidae. Gene Ontology annotation, biological process: protein insertion into mitochondrial inner membrane. The coding region runs from base 1 to 615 and encodes 204 amino acids. Gene Ontology annotation, molecular function: transmembrane protein transporter activity. Gene Ontology annotation, cellular component: TIM22 mitochondrial import inner membrane insertion complex. The record is from RefSeq and is a predicted model, not a curated record. The transcript has 4 exons.
AUGGCCACCUUAUUACCCAAACCGAUAGACCCGGAGGAAGAGGCAGCUAAGCGGGAAAGUGUCAACAAAACGGGGGGCAUAUUUUUUCCCGAAUCGGACCUAGACGAAGUGGCUAAACAUUUCAUCGGAAACAUUCACCGCUAUCGAGAAAACAUCAUCAUACCGAAACUGUAUGGCGCGGUGCAGAUAAAAACCAACGAGGAAAAGCUCGUGGAGGCCGCUUUCGAGAGUUGUGCGUUUAAAUCGUUCAUGAGCUGCGUGCUGGGCUAUGGUUUGGGUGCAGCGAUCGGUCUGUUUAGCUCAUCCGUCAAUCCGAGCAUUGCCGAUCCGAUGGCGGGCGAUAAACAGCAAACGGCAAAGGAAAUUUUCCGUGAAAUGCGCCAAGCAACACACUCGUACGGUAAGAACUUUGCCGUCAUUGGGGCAGUGUUUGCGGCCGUCGAGUGUACCAUUGAAUCGAAACGUGGCGUAUCGGACUGGAAGAAUGGAACAUACGCCGGAGCGGUAACGGGAGGAUUGAUUGGCUUAAGAGCUGGAGUCAAGGCAGGAAUCAUCGGAGCAGCUGGUUUUGCCGCAUUCUCCACAGUAAUAGAUUACUACAUGCGACACAGAUAAAUGUCGAAAUAAAAUAGUUGUAGAAAUUCAAACUCAAUAUAUAGUUUGAUAACAU